AUGGCGCCCCAGACAAAGAAGCGCAAGCUUGAAGCGACGGCUACAACGCCUGCCUCAUCAGCGACCAAGCGAAUGAAGAAGCAGAAACAGACCCCGCGACGGGCAGUCGACGCCAACGCCCUGGCAUGGAAGUCGGUGGACGAGGACAUCUUCGGAUGCCUCCAGGUGAUUGACAAUGUCAGCGUCGUCAAGAACGGUAACAAGGUGGAAUUUCUGGUCAAGGAGGGGGAGACCAAGGCCGAUGCCGAUACCAACGGUGAUGACAAGGGGGAGGAGGAUUAUUUCGAAGGAUUCAGCGACAACGACAACGACAACGAGCAAGAAGCUGAGCCCGUCGAGGGGGAGGGGCAGAAUAAGAAGAAGACAAACACAAAGACAGAUGUGGUAGAGGAGAGGCCGGGCAAGAAGAAAAAUAAGGAGGAGACAAAGGCAAAGGAGACGGGUACAGAGGAGAAGACCCCCGCAAUCAAGGAGAAGAAGAAAAAGCAGCAGCAGCAAGACGCCCAACUACAAGACUCCCAUAGAGUCGGCGGCAAUGCCUUCAGCGCACUCCAAUACCAUGACAACGAUGACUCGGAAAUGGACAUGGCACCGUGGGUCCAGCUCGGCCUGUCGCCCCCGCUGCUGUCUGCCCUUGCCGGACUGAAGUUCGCCAAGCCGACCAAGAUCCAGAAGAGGGCGAUCCCGGACAUUCUGAGCGGCGAGUCCGUCAUCGGCAAGGCUCAGACGGGAUCGGGUAAAACGCUGGCGUUUGGCAUCCCCAUCGUCGAGAGGUGGCUGGAGCUGGCCGAGGGCAGGACCGAACAGGACUUUGAGCGGCGAAAGGACGAGGGUACGCACCAGCCGCUCGCCCUAGUCAUGAGCCCCACGCGCGAGCUGGCCAAGCAGAUAGGCGACCACAUCAAGGCCGUGUGCGACCGUCUGCCUUCCUCUGCGCCCUUCGUCUGCGUCAUCACUGGCGGGCUGAGUAUCCAGAAGCAGCGUCGCCAGCUGGCCCGCGCAGACAUCGUCAUCGGUACGCCCGGUCGUCUGUGGGAGGUCCUCGAGGGGGACUCGAAGCUUCAGGACGUCUUUAGCAAAAUUCGCUUCCUUGUCGUCGAUGAGGCGGACCGUCUCUUCAAGGCUGGCCAGUUCAAGGAGGCUGAGGAUGUCAUUGGUGCCCUGGACAGGAACAGCCCUGCCGACGAUGAGGAUAGCGGCAGCGACGACGACGGCGACGAGGACAGCAACCACAGACAGACGCUCGUCUUCUCUGCCACAUUCGACAAGGAGCUACAGACCAAGCUGUCAGGUCCUAGGAAGACGGGACCCAAGAAGAACGGAAAGGGCGGAGAUGAUGGCCAGAUGGGCUAUCUCAUGAAGAGUCUUCGGUUCCGUUCAGAGCCCAAGUUUAUCGAUGUGGAUCCUGUGCGACAAAUGGCUGAGAAGCUGAAGGAAGGCUUGAUUGAGUGUGGUGCUAUGGAAAAGGACCUCUACCUCUACACAGCCCUGAUCCUCAACCCGAAGCGCCGCAUCCUCGUCUUUGCCAACUCCAUCUCGGCAGUCCGUCGCCUCACGCCCUUCCUACAGAACCUCAACCUGAACGCCCUGCCUCUGCACUCGCAGAUGAUUCAAAAGGCCCGCCUUCGGUCUCUCGAGCGCUUCACCGCUGCCACAAAAUCCUCCAUCCUCGUCGCCACCGACGUGGCUGCCCGUGGUCUCGACAUCCCCGAGGUAGACAUGGUGCUGCACUACCACGUCCCCCGCGCGGCAGACACCUACGUCCACCGAUCCGGUCGUACCGCACGCGCCGAGCGCGAAGGUGUGAGUGUCAUGCUGUGUUCGCCAGACGAAGUUCUUCCCACGCGUCGUCUGGCCGGCAAAGUGCAUGCCGAGGCGGCCCGUAAGCACGUCAUCCAGACGCUGCCUAUUGACCGCAAGAUUGUCUCACGCCUCAAGCCCCGCACCGACCUGGCGAAGAAGCUGGCAGAUGCGGUACUGGCUAAGGAAAAGGCCCACGGGGACGAUUCGUUUAUGCGAUCUGCGGCCGAAGAUCUUGGAGUCAUAUACGACUCAGACGAGGUAGACUCGAGACAACUCGGGUACGGGCGCGGCGGAGGUAGGAAGAAGAAGGAGCAGGCGGCGAGCGGGUUGUCGAAGGCCGAGAUGAGAGCCAUGAGAGCGCAGUUGAGGCACGAGCUGUCGCAGAGAGUCAACCUGGGUGUUAGCGAGAGGUAUAUAACAGGCGGGAGGGUCGAUGUCGCUGCCCUACUGCGUGAGAGGGAAUCGGGGAAUGCCAGCAUCUUCCUCGGGGCCGAAGGCAUGGGGCUGGGCUUCGAUCUAUAG
Messenger RNA from Geosmithia morbida, 2325 nucleotides. Its product is annotated as ATP-dependent RNA helicase DDX24/MAK5. Gene Ontology annotation, molecular function: nucleic acid binding; RNA helicase activity; ATP binding. The coding region runs from base 1 to 2325 and encodes 774 amino acids. NCBI's taxonomy places the organism in Eukaryota, Fungi, Ascomycota, Sordariomycetes, Hypocreales, Bionectriaceae. The record is from RefSeq and is a predicted model, not a curated record. The transcript has 2 exons. Gene Ontology annotation, cellular component: nucleolus.